Messenger RNA from Nicotiana tabacum (common tobacco), 1175 nucleotides. RefSeq names its product two-component response regulator ORR3-like. Gene Ontology annotation, biological process: phosphorelay signal transduction system; cytokinin-activated signaling pathway. The record is from RefSeq and is a predicted model, not a curated record. NCBI's taxonomy places the organism in Eukaryota, Viridiplantae, Streptophyta, Magnoliopsida, Solanales, Solanaceae.
UGCAUUCGUAUCUCUCUUUCCCUUCUGUCAAAUAUUUGCGUAUCUUCUUGAAAUUAACACCAUAUCAUCAUGUCAUUCCCUUCAUAUAAUAACCUCACAAACACCAAACCACAUAAACACCAAAAUUCUUUACAUACUACACAAUUCACAAACUUAAUAUCAUCAUAUUAGAAAUGGCUCAAGUUGCAACAAUGGAUCAUCAGUUUCAUGUUCUAGCUGUUGAUGAUAGUAUUAUUGAUAGAAAACUCAUUGAAAGGCUCCUCAAGACUUCUUCUUACCAAGUUACUGUUGUGGAUUCUGGGAGCAAGGCUCUAGAGUAUCUUGGAUUGUCAAGUGAUGAGAAUGAAGGAGUAGAAAUUGACCAUUCUCAUGUAAGAGAAGUUGGAAUCAAUUUGAUUAUAACAGAUUAUAGCAUGCCUGGAAUGACUGGUUAUGACCUCUUGAGAAAGAUUAAGGGAUCAUCAUCUUUGAAAGACAUUCCAGUAAUAAUUAUGUCUUCAGAAAAUGUUCCUUCAAGAAUUAAUAGAUGUUUGGAAGAAGGAGCUGAAGAAUUUUUCCUAAAGCCACUCCAACAAUCAGAUGUGAAUAGAAUUAAGCCCCAUUUAAUGAGGGAGAAAAGACAGAAAGUAACUCCAAAUAGUCUCAAAAGAAAGGCCAUGGUAGAAUGCAUAUCUCCUGAGAAAACAAGAAAAUACAACAAUUUGUGUGGCAUCUUUUGGCAGAACAUUUGUGAGUAAAGAGAUGUCAAAUUCUUUGAGUUAAUUUAAGCAACAAGGAGUUUUCUCUUUAAUUGAAACAGGAAGGUUUCAAGUGGAAGAAAAAUCUAAGAGAAAAAAAGGCCAUGGUUCAAAAGGAAAGAGGGAAAAUUUGGGCAUUUCGUACCAAGAAAAUGAAUGUAAGACAUGUCUCGGAACAUAUUUGUCACAACUCAAAAGAGGUUUUUGAUGUCCUUAAAAGUCACCCUUGAUGUCCAUCCAAUUUGAAACAAUUGUUUUUUCCAGAAACAUACUUGUAAAUGUUUAAGAUGAUUAAAACUUCAUUAUGCAAUUCUGGAUUAGAUGGCAAGGGAACUGGAUUAGCUCUUUGUGUUGAGAGACAUGAUCCAAGUGAUUUUGUAAUUAAACUAGAUUUACAGUGAAGCUAUUGUAAUUAAUCAGAUCUGAUUUGGGUCUCUA